UUUGCCUGGGCUGGGUACUGAGGCCGAGGUCCCCGCCACGUCGUGGGCUCUGGGGUUAGGGCUGGGGAGGACAGCCUUGCCGCCGAGUACGCUGACUGUCCUGGCCGUCUAGGGGGCAUGUGGCCUUCCUGAGUCCCCUUAAGCCUUGGGGACCCUGACUCGGGUCUGUGGUGAGGGGGCCCAGGCAGGAGGGGAGGCUGCAGUGGCUUUGGCCGCCAUCUCCCGUGCUGGAACUCCUGCCUCAGCCCUCCCUGCAGUCACUGGUGACUCAGGCCGGCCAGAGUUUAGAUGGAAACAGGAUGUGUGGGCACGUUGUCGGGGGGGGCCUGGAAGGUCGCCCCGGGUUCACCAAGCCGGAGCACAGGCAGGUGGGGUGCCUCUGCACACUGGAGGCCUCGUCUGGGCCAGAGGGGUGCUUGCCCCAAGGCUGGCCUCUCGAGUGGAGGGCCCAGGGCAGACACCUGCACGGCUCAGGUAGGGGCCAGGCCUCUUCCAGAAAGGCUCCACCCUCGCCCAGCCCCUGGUGCCGGGCGGGACGUCCCGGAGCCCCGCCUGCCCGCGGGAGGCGGGGGCAGGAGGCUGUGGACAGGGACCCAGACUUGCCGACCUGCACGACUCUGGCCAUGGGGAACAGCCACUGUGUCCCUCAGGCCCCCAGGAGGCUCCGGGCCUCCUUCUCCAGAAAGCCCUCGCUGAAGGGAAACAGAGAGGACAGCGCGCGGAUGUCGGCCGGCCUGCUGGGCCCCGAGGCUGCUCGAAGCGGGGACGCCGCCGCCAACAAGCUCUUCCACUACAUCCCGGGCACGGACAUCCUGGACCUGGAGAACCAGCGAGAAAACCUGGAGCAGCCAUUCCUGAGUGUGUUCAAGAAGGGGCGGCGGAGGGUGCCUGUGAGGAACCUGGGAAAAGUUGUGCAUUACGCCAAGGUCCAGCUACGGUUCCAGCACAGCCAGGAUGUCAGCGACUGCUACCUGGAGCUAUUCCCCGCCCACCUGUACUUCCAGGCCCACGGCUCGGAAGGACUCACAUUUCAGGUGAGGCGGUGGGCAAUGGGGUGGGGCCAUGGCCGCCCUUCCCUCCAUGGAUCCCUGAAGCUCCUCCUACCCUGUGCCUGGCAGGGGCUGUUACCGCUGACGGAGCUGAGCAUCUGCCCGCUCGAGGGGUCCCGAGAGCACGCCUUCCAGAUCACAGGUGUUUGGGAUGCUUCCCGGGCCCCCAGAGGCACUCCUGACCCAGGACUUGGAGAGGGGCCUGCCCUGUGGCUGCGGAGCACAUGUGUGUAUGUGUGUGCCCUCUCUGCCCUGCCCGCAGGCCCGCUGCCCGCACCCCUCCUGGUGCUCUGCCCCAGCCGGGCCGAGCUGGACCGCUGGCUUUACCACCUGGAGAAGCAGACGGCCCUCCUCGGGGGGCCACGGCGCUGCCACUCGGCACCCCCACAGGGGUCCUGUGGAGACGAACUCCCCUGGACUUUGCAGCGCCGUCUAACCCGGCUGCGGACGGCGUCAGGGCACGAACCCGGCGGCAGUGCUGUCUGUGCCUCGAGGGUCAAGCUGCAGCACCUGCCCGCACAGGAGCUGUGGGACCGGCUCUUGGUCCUCUACCCAACGUCCUUGGCCAUUUUCUCCGAGGAGCUGGACGGGCUUUGCUUCAAGGGGGAGCUCCCACUCCGUGCUGUCCACAUCAACCUGGAGGAGAAGGAGAAGCAGAUCCGCUCCUUCCUGAUUGAAGGCCCCCUCAUCAACACCAUCCGCGUGGUGUGCGCCAGCUACGAGGACUACAGUCACUGGCUGCUGUGCCUUCGCGCUGUCACCCACAGGGAGGGGGCCCCGCCGCUGCCUGGUGCCGAGAGCUUCCCAGGGUCGCAGGUUACGGGCAGUGGCCGAGGCUCACUCUCCUCAGGCGGACAGACCAGUUGGGACUCGGGGUGCUUGGUGCCCCCCUCCACCCGCACCAGCCACUCCCUGCCUGAGUCCUCGGUGCCAUCCACUGUGGGCUGCUCCUCCCAGCACACACCGGACCAGGCCAACUCUGACCGUGCCAGCAUUGGCCGACGGAGGACCGAGCUGAGACGCGGUGGCAGCAGCCGGUCACCCGGGAGCAAGGCCCGGGCAGAGGGCCGCGGCCCUGUCACCCCACUGCACCUGGACCUGACCCAGCUGCACAGGCUGAGCCUGGAGAGCAGCCCAGAUGCCCCUGACCACACUUCGGAAACAUCACACUCGCCCCUCUAUGCCGACCCCUACACACCACCUGCCACCUCCCAUCGCAGGGUCACAGAUGUCCGGGGCCUGGAGGAGUUCCUCAGUGCCAUGCAGAGUGCACCUGGACCCAUGCCCUCGAGCCCACUCCCCUCGGUGCCUGUGUCUGUGCCUGCCUCUGACCCUCGCUCCUGCUCCUCCGGCCCCGCUGGCCCCUACUUGCUCUCCAAGAAGGGAGCCCUGCAGUCCAGAGCCACUCAGAGACACCGGGGCUCAGCCAAGGAUGGGGGGCCGCAGCCCCCAGACUCCCCUCAGCUUGUCUCCUCUGCCAGGGAAGGUUCGCCCGAACCCUGGCUGCCUCUGACAGAUGGUCAGUCCCCCAGGAGGAGCCGGGACCCCGGCUACGACCACCUCUGGGACGAGACUUUGCCUUCCUCCCACCAGAAGUGCCCCCAGCUUGGAGGGCCUGAGGCCAGUGGGGGGCUUGUGCAGUGGAUCUGACGGCCGCGGUGAGGUGGGUUCUCAGGACCACCCUCGCCAAGCUCCAGGGUACCUGCCCCUCUAACCCACUUCAAAUUACAAGUCAGGGUCUGAACCCAGUGUGAUGGGGGGAGUCUCUGGGGCCCUGAGUUCAGAGCCUGUCCCUCAGCUCCUGCUCCGUGGUGCCAGCAGCUGGGGCAGGGAAGGGUGGGAGGGGCCCCAUCCAAAGGAUGCCCUGGCCAGCGAGGCUGGGUCACAGGUCAGGGAGGUCCUGGCUGUCCACAGGGUCGGCCCUCAGCUCAGCCAGGAGUCAGGGAGGAGACUCACUGGGAGUGAGAGGGCAGCACGGGCGUGAAGGUCGGAGGACAGAGAAAGGUCAGCAGGGUCAGAGUAUGUGAGGUCAGAGGGCAUGAGGGUCACAGGUCAGCAAGGUGUGAGGAGCACAAGCCAGGGUGUCCCGAGGAGGAGGGCGGGUGGGUCCUCGCGUGGCCUGGCGCGCGCCACAGGGCAGCACGGGAGACGUUGACACCACCGGACGAGAAAGAAAAAAAGAGAAGAGAGAGAGGAGAAGAGAGAAGAGAAGAGAAGAGAGAAGAGAAGAGAGAAGAGAAGGAAAGAGAGAGAGAGAAUGAGAAAAGGAAGAAAGAAAAAGAAAAGAUAGAAUUUUAUUGGUGCUGCAUCCAUGUGUUCUCCGCUCAGCAGCCAGGGUCUCCCACAGUCCUGAGGACCCCCACCCAGCACCCAGCCAGGCAGCCCCCUUCCUCUGCCACCUCGGGCCCCUCACCGACCUUCCCACCUCAUCUCUGACUCCUCUUGGCUGUGGGUCCCCAGCUGCCCCACAGGAGCCCCCGGGACAACCCCAGGAGCCCAGCCCUCCAUCUGAUGCCACCGAAUUCUCCCUCUGCACCUGCACCCAGGGCUCCCGGGGAGGGGCUUGCGGCUCUGCCACAGACCCCCACCCUGCAGGGGCCGCUGCACUGGGGAGGGGCAGGCAGAGCCUUCACUGUCUCAGGCCAGAGCCCGCAGAGGCCUUGGCCACAGUCCUUCGAGGAUCAAGAGUGAUGGGCCUUGGAGCCCUUGCCAGCCCAGCCCACCUGUGAGGAGGCUGCCCAUCCCCUCUUUGAGGCCACCCUGUGUCCUCUCCCCUGCCUCUGCCCAGAGCUCCAGCGGGAGUGUCUUGCUGCUCAGACCCCUCUGAGGUCCAAGUCCUGUCCUGCCACUCAGCCCCCACUGCACCCCAGAAGAAAUGCAGGGUGCGGUUGCAUUUGAUUUCAGAUGAACAAUAACUUCUUAGUAAAAUGACCUCCCCACUA
Pan troglodytes (chimpanzee) is the source of this 3991-nucleotide messenger RNA. It is a transcript of the gene PLEKHN1, whose product is annotated as pleckstrin homology domain containing N1. Bases 300 to 2699 code for a protein of 799 amino acids. The record is from RefSeq and is a predicted model, not a curated record. Gene Ontology annotation, biological process: positive regulation of apoptotic process; 3'-UTR-mediated mRNA destabilization; response to hypoxia. Lineage: Eukaryota; Metazoa; Chordata; Mammalia; Primates; Hominidae. Gene Ontology annotation, cellular component: cytoskeleton; mitochondrial membrane. The transcript has 14 exons. Gene Ontology annotation, molecular function: phosphatidic acid binding; cardiolipin binding; phosphatidylserine binding.